Messenger RNA from Drosophila simulans, 809 nucleotides. RefSeq names its product peptidyl-prolyl cis-trans isomerase, rhodopsin-specific isozyme (gene ninaA). The transcript has 2 exons. Lineage: Eukaryota; Metazoa; Arthropoda; Insecta; Diptera; Drosophilidae. The coding region runs from base 1 to 714 and encodes 237 amino acids. Gene Ontology annotation, biological process: protein peptidyl-prolyl isomerization; protein folding. Gene Ontology annotation, molecular function: peptidyl-prolyl cis-trans isomerase activity. The record is from RefSeq and is a predicted model, not a curated record. Gene Ontology annotation, cellular component: intracellular membrane-bounded organelle.
AUGAAGUCAUUGCUGAAUCGGAUAAUCCUGUGCAGCGCCUUUCUGGCCGUGGCCAGUGGUCUGAGCUUCACGGUGACGUCGCGGAUCUACAUGGAUGUGAAGCACAACAAGAAGCCGGUGGGCAGGAUCACGUUUGGACUCUUCGGGAAGCUGGCACCCAAGACGGUGGCCAACUUCCGGCACAUUUGCUUGCGCGGCAUCAACGGGACCAGCUACGUGGGCUCGCGAUUCCAUCGCGUGGUGGACCGCUUCCUCGUCCAAGGCGGCGACAUCCUGAACGGCGACGGAACUGGCUCCAUUAGCAUCUAUGGAGACUACUUUCCGGACGAGGACAAGGCUCUGGCGGUGGAGCACAACAGACCCGGUUACUUGGGCAUGGCCAAUCGGGGUCCGGACACCAAUGGCUGCCAGUUUUAUGUGACCACCGUGGGCGCCAAGUGGCUGGACGGAAAGCACACCGUAUUCGGCAAGGUGCUGGAGGGAAUGGACACCAUCUAUGCCAUUGAGGAUGUAAAAACCGAUACGGAUGACUUCCCUGUGGAACCCGUGGUGAUCUCCAACUGCGGCGAGAUCCCCACGGAGCAGUUCGAGUUCUACCCGGACGACUUCAACAUACUCGGAUGGAUCAAGGCGGCUGGUCUGCCCGUGACCAGCUCCUUCUGCGUUCUGCUCAUCUUCCACUACUUCUUCCGCCAGCUCAACAUGUACUGCUGAGGACUUUAGAGUAUAAGCUUUAUUACUGCACAUAAGACUAAGAAGCCCCCCCCCAUCCACUCCGAAUGAAACCCACAAUAAAUGCAUACAAAACU